CGAGAAUAAAAGAACCGCGUGCUCAUAGUCUAACUUAUCCGCGUGUUGUCGACGUCUUAAACGUCGUCCUCGUAGUCGUCGUCGUCACUGGUUUGCUUGUAUUUAGUCGGUUAGUUCAUUCUCUCUGUUCAUUUUUAUUUCAUUACAUUGUUCUAGACGCACGCAUCCGCUUCGGAUCUCAGCGGGAAAGAAUUAUAAUAAUAACAACAAGAACCAACCAACAGCUAAAAACAUGGAAUCAGGUUUACGGUUUACACAUAUUACGGAAAUCCGUAUUUCGUGCCAGCCGGUAAACGUAAGACAACGUGCAGAGGGUGUUAAUAUGAUCUAGGGCGAGCAGACGGGCAUGCAAAGGUAUACAUUUAUAUAUACAUAUAUAUGUAGACAUCGUGUACGUUGUUAAGGAGGAAAGCCGAUUGAUAGACAGACUUAAGACGAGAGAAAUACGUACUGUACGUGUACAUAGUUUCGCGAAAAUUGAAAAAUAAUAGAAACUGUGGGGGAGUUAGGAUGAACGGACUCUAAUUACGUCACAACCACUUGCACUGGAAUGAUUCAAUCGAGUAGGAAUCAUCAGGGCGUGUGUUAUUUUGUGCGUCCACGUCUACGUCCUAUCAACCAACAACGGACGCUAGUUUUUAAAAUAUCAUCAAGUGUAGGUUGUUAGCGCGAUAAUUAUUUAUUAUUAAUCAGCUCUGCAGUGGAAAUGGUGCAACAAAAAUAAUAAGAUGUCUAAUUAAUAAAGUGGUUUAAAUAAUUAACGAGGCAGAGAAAGUUCCUGAAGAGGGACAAUUGUUUUUUAAAUUAUAAUUGCUGUAAUAAACAAAAGACAAUGGUGCGCUUAACGUUGACGGUGAUCUACAUUGUGGGUUUUAUGAAGCUGGGCGUAGUCGGUCAGUUUGGAUGGCAUCCUCUGGACGGUUUUGAUGAAAUAAAAGGAAAAAUAGACCAGGUUAAUAUGGAUAAUUGUGAAAUAAAACGUCUAAAUGACUUAUUUUUGCCAGCUGCAGUAGUGUCCCAUCUUCCUGACAUCAAAGACAUAAAUAUCAACCCAGUAUUUCCUAAUAGAACUGGUCUGCUGUACAUACACAAUCUAGCAAUAAGUCGUGCUUACUUUUGGAGUUACAGUUUACAGUCACGAUUUAUCAGACCAGCUAUCAAUGACACUUAUGAUCCUGGAAUGAUGUACUACUUCUUGUCAUCAGUUGCUGAUGUCUCUUCAAAUCCUCAUGUAAAUGCUUCAGCGACUUAUUUCGCGCCAAAUACAUCCUACACACCCAGUUACCGAGGAUUCUUCAACAAAACAUUGCCGAGGUUCGCACCAAGAGCUAUCAGAGCUGAUGAUUUCAAUGAUCCCGUUCACUUGGAAAGAAUAUCCACGAGAAAUACUUUUCUUGCUAAUGAUCUCGGCGCUUUUCCACCUGACAGUCCCAGUCUUGAUUACACCGAUGAGCAAUAUCGCAUUAAUAAAUGGUAUACAGCUUGGCUGCCAGAUACUAAUCCACAGAAGAGACAUGACACCAAGACAACUUACCAGGUGGAGAUAAGAUAUGCCAACAAUACGAAUGAGACAUUUUCAUUUCACGGUCCACCAGGUGCUGAUGAAAAUCCGGGUCCAGUAAAAUGGACAGAGCCUUACUUUGAUUGUCGUCGUUCGAACCGUUGGCUGGUGGCUGCAGUAGUACCCAUUGCAGAUAUUUACCCCCGUCAUACGGGUUUCCGGCACAUUGAAUAUCCAACAUACACUGCCGUGUCUGUAAUUGAAAUGGAGUUGGAGAGAAUCGAUAUCAAUCAAUGUCCCCCAGGUCCAGGUAAUAGUGGUCCAAAUUAUUUUGCCGAUACCGCAAGAUGUAAAAAAGAGACGACUGAGUGCGAACCGUUGCAUGGAUGGGGUAGUGGUAGACGGGGAGCAUAUCAAUGCCGAUGUCUACCUGGAUAUCGGCUGCCUACACAAGUCCGAAGACCCCAUUUGGGAGAAAUUAUUGAACGUGCUACAGAAGAACAAUAUCGCAAUGGAUUUGAUUGCGUGAAAAUUGGAUAUCGACAAGCAUUGCCAGUCAAGUGGAACAAAGCGCCUAAGCAUCUACGAGAUAAAUAUAUCGAGAUGUAUCCGGAAUACUCAAAUUAUUCAAAUUUCUCAAGUGGCGCUGACGCUUUUCAAACUCAAAAAAUAAACAUUCACAAGGCUAUUGCUUUUAUAAAAAGUGUUAAUGGGAAAAAUUGUGCCUCGUUCACUAACGCAGAUUUGCAACUCCAUGGAGAUGUCGGCUACGGUAGCUCGGAAUUUUUUGAAAAUCAAGCGCGAAUGGGAACACGGUUGGCAAACUUCAUCAGUGCUUUCCUUCAGAUAAGUAAUCCUGAUGAAGUUUACUCAGGAAAGCGAGUGCCCGAUCGACCUCUAACCGAAGACCAGAUGAUGGGCGAAACUUUGGCUCUGCUUCUUGGAGACACGAAAAUUUGGUCUGCUGGAACUUAUUGGGAGCGGAAUAAAUUUACCAACAGAACUUUCUUUGCGCCCUACGCCUACAAGCCGGUUAGGAACACGAGGAAAUAUUUCAUCGAGGAUCUUGCUCGAUUAAACGAAACCGCUGAGAUUUACACCAACAAAAAUUGGUUCAAGUUUCUGCAGCAGCGAUGGGCGACAAACUUUGACGAACUUGAGAAAUAUUAUUUGAAACUGAACAUCCGUUUCAACGAGACGGGCGAACACAGCAAGAAAUACGAGCAGUACCCGACAUAUUACAGGGCGGCAAACCUGAAUCAUGGUCACUGGACAACUCCGUACUUUGAUUGUAACGGUAAGGUGAAUAAAUGGGUAAUUACCUAUGCAUCCCCAUUUUUUGGCUGGGACAGCUUGAGGAAAAAACUGGAAUUCAAGGGUGCCGUUGCUGUUACGAUGAACUUGAUGGAUAUGGACAUCAACCAGUGUGACGAUAAAUUUUAUGUUCCCAAUGCGUUCAAGGGCACCCACAAAUGUGACAGAAAAACAUCUUAUUGCGUGCCAAUAUUCGGAAGAGGUUUUGAAACUGGCGGGUACAAGUGCGAGUGCAAACAAGGAUUCGAGUACCCGCUGGAUGAUCAGACCACUUACAUUGAUGGUCAGAUAAUGGAAGCUGAGUUCCAAAACAUUAUCGAAGACAGAGAAACGAGGAUUAAUUUGUUCAAAUGUAGAUUGGCUGGUGCUGAUGGGAUACAGGCGAGUUACAUGCUCAUUCUCCUCAUUGUCUUCUUCUCCAUUUUACGCUUCACGCAGAGAUAAAUCAUCGAAACAAAUUUUAUUAACGUAGUAACAUAUCAAUAAGCCGUCCGCAAAAAUUUAUUCAUUUUACAAACUAGAUAUAGGAUAUUUUUUAUCAAUAGUUUUAAGAAUCACGACUCACUCGAUCGUUGUAAUUUACAUAUCUAAUUUUUUGUGUCUCAGUGCACAAUACUCUGUAUUUAUAUUAAUUAUCAUGAUACUGAAAGUAGUAAUUAAAAAAUUUUAUUAAGAUCAAUGAACAAAAUACUGCCAGGCAAAAAUUUUAUAAAUUUCACAUGAAUUUAAAAAAUUUUUUUUUAACAAGAUAAUUCAAAACUAAAAUUCUCGGCUACUUUCAGUAUUACUAAUUAUCCGUCCAUAUAAAUGCUCUUUUAUAUAUUUAUAUAUAUAUAUAUAUUACAUAAGGAUCGAAUGUUUUUUGUAAAUACUUUACAAAUUUUUUAAGUAUUAACUGUCCGUAAGAUUUUUUAUAAAAAUAUAUAUCGUGUUUUUAAAAAUGUUUUUUAUAUUUAGAGUUAAUUUUACAAUCGUUAGAAUCUCAAUAAUUUUUUAAAUUGUUAAUUAUAAUUAUAAUAAAUAAAUUAAUCCGUCCAUUUUAAAAUUAACAAAGUGCCUUUUUAUAAAGCAAAUAAUAAAAUAUGCUUUGCGCCAUUGCAAAACUUGGUAAAUGUAAUCUAAAGUAAUACUAAUUGUGUUCAUGAUUUUUUUGUAGGAAUAAAAUAAAUAUUUUAUUCAGGGAUUAAAAAAUGGAAGUUUUCUGAGCCCAAGGAUUUUAUUACAAACGUUUUGUAUUGAUGACGAUGUUUCAAAUAAGUAAAAGAUUUUAUGACUUAAUGUAUUUACUCAAAAAAUAUGUAUUUAAUUUUAAGACUUACUGAUUAAUGAAACGUCUGAAUGAUUUUCCAUAAUCCAAAGACUUAAUUUCCCUUCGUAACGAAAAAUCCAAAGCAAUUUGAUUUAACAACCAAAAUCUUUUGAUGUCCUCGAAAAAUAUGUUAUCGAUCUGACAGUAAUUUGUUUAAAAACAAAAACAAUCGUUACUGCGACUGUAAUUGUUUCGCUAACGCCAACCGCGGCUCGUAAAAAAUAUAAUUUAUCCGUAAAUUUUGCGGUUCUGAAUCUCUAAUUUCAAUUACAUAUUUUAUGUAAAAUAAAAUUGAUACAAAAAUUAUAUAGACUAAUGAAAAUAUAUAGCAAUAAAUUUGAAUAAAUAAAAACAUUAAUUUUGUCUUUGUAAAUCCAAAAAUAAAUUUAAAAAUACU
Messenger RNA from Microplitis demolitor, 4521 nucleotides. RefSeq lists its product as uncharacterized. The coding region runs from base 833 to 3259 and encodes 808 amino acids. The record is from RefSeq and is a predicted model, not a curated record. Lineage: Eukaryota; Metazoa; Arthropoda; Insecta; Hymenoptera; Braconidae. The transcript is spliced from 13 exons. Gene Ontology annotation, molecular function: calcium ion binding.